UCUCUCUCUCUCUUCUCUCCUAUAUACGCGUUCUGUUCUUCAGCUAAUCGCAGUAAUGGAAGGUGAAGAAAAUAUCCAACUCCUAUUCAAACAUCUUCCACGAGAAAACAAUGAUGAAUUGGCAGAAGGAAUUAAAAAUAUCACUGGGUAUGAUUUCAAAGAUAAAAAUUUAUUACUGCAAGCCUUUACCCAUCAUUCUUACGAGGAAAAUUGCACAUCAUCGUACGAGAGGCUUGAAUACGUCGGUGAUUCUGUUCUGAAUCUCAUGGUUGCUGAAGAACACUACCUUUCGUACCCGGGUUUACAACCUGGCGAUUUGACCCGAUUACGAGCUGCCAAUGUUGACACGGAGAAGCUUGCACGUGCGGCUUUGAAACACCGGUUGCACAGAUUUCUACGCCAUAAUAAACCUAUACUUGCUGGACAAAUUAAGGAAUUUGAGGAAUCAGUCGUCGAAUAUCCUUUGCAUUCGUGGGGUCUAAUUGAUGCGCCAAAAGCUCUUGCAGACAUUGUUGAAUCUUUGAUCGGGGCAAUAUACAUCGACUCCAACAGGUCAAUGAACAUAACCUUUGAGAUAGCGAAGGAAUUGUUACAGCCAGAAAUCACUCCAGAAUCUAUUCAGAAGCAUCCAGUAACAAUGCUUUAUGAGAUAUGCCAAAAGAAGAACUGGGAAGUUAGCAUAAGAGAUAUUUGGAGAAAAACUGGUGAAGUUGAAGUUUAUGUAGAUGGAAAAUUUGCUGGGAGGGGAAAGUACGAAGGCAAGAAACUUAUUGCCGUCAAUAGAGCAGCACACGAGGCAAACCAGCAUAUUGUAAGAGAACUUGCUCAAGAAAGUCCACAGUCCGUAGCCUCCCCAAGUUGCCAUCGCUAGACAACGAACUGUCGAGUUCAGGGAAGAAAUUUUGUUAAGAUUCUCGACUUAGCAAUUGAAUUUAAUAUUUUACGACAUUUACUACAAGUCCAGAUAACAUAUUGUAUUUUACUCGACUGCUACAUUCAUCUUCAUUAAACAGGUGGAGUCCUUUUGUACUUUAAAUUGAAUAUUUAUAUACAUAAAACAUGUAUUUUGCUA
Molecule: messenger RNA, 1072 nt
Organism: Olea europaea var. sylvestris
Lineage: Eukaryota; Viridiplantae; Streptophyta; Magnoliopsida; Lamiales; Oleaceae
Product: ribonuclease 3-like protein 3
Exons: 3
Coding region: 56-871 (271 amino acids)
Biological process (GO): siRNA processing
Cellular component (GO): nucleus; cytoplasm
Molecular function (GO): ribonuclease III activity; RNA binding
Source: RefSeq, a predicted model, not a curated record